GUGCACUUCCCUGAGUAAAAUGGCGGACGCAGCUUUGACUUAACAUUGGGUGUCUCCCUGAGUAAUAUGGCGGACGCUGGCUACAAUUGACGUGAUUGGCGAGCCUUCCCUCCCCUCUCAGCGGUGACGCGCGCCUCCGUGUUGAGCGCGGAAACUGCUCCCCGCUCUGCGCGCACUCUCCGCCCGUCUCGUCUCUUUUAUUUUUUUUUUCCACCUCUGGCUAAAGGACCCCUGCGACUUCGCCGUGAAGCCUACAAGGGAUCGUCGCCAACAGGCGACCAUGCUGAACAUGUGGGGUCGCCUCCUGCUGAUGCCCACGCAGCUGAUCCUGCGCGUGCAGUCGGUGUGCGUGCGGGGUAUCCUGUUUUCCCUGGCGCUGCUUGCAGCAUACCUGGCUUUGCUCCGCAUGGCGUGGGGCACACUGAGACACCCACGUGCGGCGCUCAAGAGGCCUCACGUGCGCACCCAGCCGCCGCCCUGCCUCUCCGACAGCACCUUGGGCGAGCACGCCUUUCUGCGGGUCCGGUCAGGGUUGCGGUUCCAUUACGUGAUGGCUGGUGACAGAAACAAGCCUCUCAUGCUGCUGCUGCAUGGCUUCCCCGAGUUCUGGUUCUCGUGGCGACACCAGCUGCGCGAGUUCAGCCCCGACUACCGCGUGGUGGCCGUGGAUCUGCGCGGCUACGGCCAGUCCGAUGCGCCCGCACGGCACGAGGACUACAGCCUGCCGCUCCUGCUCGAAGACAUUCGGUGCAUCAUCGAGGUUCUGGGCUGCACGGGGUGCAUUCUCGUGGGCCACGACUGGGGCGGGCUGCUGGCCUGGCGUUUUGCCAUCCACUACCCGGAGAUGGUAAAGAAGCUCAUCAUCAUGAAUUGUCCACACCCGUCCAUCGGCCUCGGCUACGCGAUGCGUCAUCCUACCCAGCUGCUCAAGUCCAGCUACAUCUUCCUCUUUCAGCUGCCGUGGCUUCCCGAGUUUCUCAUUCGAUACGGUGACUUCCACAUGUUGCGUGAGGCUUUCAAUGGGAAGAAGGCCGGCAUCAGGAACAAGGAGUGUCGCUUCACCGAUGAGGAGAUGGAGGCAUACCUCUUCACGUUCUCUCAGCCCAGAGCCAUCACGGGCCCCAUCAACUACUACAGGAACAUCUUCAACUCUGCUCCGCGACGCCACGUGGAAGUGAAGUCCCCGACGCUGGUCAUCUGGGGCGACGCCGAUGCCUUCCUGGAGGUGGGCAUGACGGAGGGCAUGCAGCAGCACAUUAGCGCGCCCUUCUCGCUGCGCAUCGUGCCAGGCGCCAGCCACUGGGUACAGCAGGACCAGCCCGACGUGGUCAACAAGCUCGUGUGGACCUUCCUCAAGGAGACCGACGACUUUUCAUAAGUUGAUUGCUCUGCCGCUAAGCCCUCUGCUCAGAUGUUAAACGCUCAUUAAAGUGGGUGGAGAGCUAAGAAAUCGGCAGGCAUGUGACGACGCAUUGAUUCAUCGAUUGUAAUUGAUUAUCAUACGAUAUGUGAAUCGAAUCAUGCGCGUGACUUUCGAUUAUCACGAUUUAUAUAAAUUAAGUGGAAAUAAGAUGUAAAUGUAAUGCUAACAGAGCAGACAAAACUCUGGGAAUAAGACUGGAACAUUUAUACAAAACAGAUGGUAAAAACCAGACAAACAAGAAUAGAUUUUUCUAUUGAAUUAUUUUAAGUCGUGGUAAUUCAUCGAAUCACUGUGGAGGUGCAUCAUUUCAUACAUAGUAUUGAGCCGGAAAGCAUCUGGGAUUAAUAAAAAAAAAUCAAACUUAUCAAUCAAAUAAUAGCAGAAAUAUUUUCACUUAUGCAGUUUACUCGUGAUGACAGUGGUAAAAUACUUUGGGUCUGGGUGCCUGUGUACAUUGCUGCCAAUUGCAGGCCCUGAAAAUCACACGUUUGAAUUGAAUCCCAGUUUUCUUUGGCUCUUGGUGGUCCAGAAAUAUCACCUUUGAUUAAAAAUGUGAGCAGCAAAUAUUAUUUUCCAGUGUUGUGAGUAAAGCCAUAUGAGCUGCGACUUAACGAUUUAAAAAAAAAACACUCUAGGAAAGGUCGCUUGGUGGCUUAUGCCAGAGCAUUCAACUGGCACUGCCUGAGAUCCAAAUGGCUGCCUGCGAUUAAGCCCGAUUCUCAUGUGCAGUGAGUUUAUGGUCUCGGCUGAAUUGCCAAUAACUGUACAAAAAAAUGCAUUAAAUUUGGUCUUGCCCUUAAAUUGGCUCUGAGAAUUGAGUUUACAUUAUCCUGCAAUAAAAAAAUGUGCCCCUCGUGUCGAUAAAGAUGCCUGUUGAGAAUUCAGAACAGUUUCUGUGAUGUCAUCUCCCAUGACCCUUCUCCAACACAAAGUGAUGCUCUACUCCUGUGACAGUUCUGAAUGUAAAUGUAUAUAUAUAAUGAACUAACACUGUUAGCACAAUUUGAAUAUAAUUGUAUAUAUGUUUAACUUCUUUUGCACCAUACGUAGCCAACCGUGCUAAACGGAGAUUACCGUGUACAGCAAAAUGCAUUUGCUGGACAUGGUAAUCUAUGGUUGCCAUACGUGUCAAAGUUGUGAUUGAGCCAAGAUCGGACUUGAGCCUCGGUCACAGAUCUGAGGACAAGCAUCGCUCACUCGUGAUGCGGUAAUUCGCCCGCGAGUGACUGCCUGCCAAACGCUGCCACCAAUUGAAGUUGAUGCAGGAGGCCACUGGGCAAACCAACUGGUAUGGUCACACCAUCAUCAGGUUUGGGAUUAGAGAUAGAUUUACCGAUACAGGCAUCGGAACGGUCUUCACGAGUCCGGAAACCAAGUGAAGACCUUCGGCGAGAUGGUGGGAUACUGCGUUCGGGCAAGUCUUGGAAGUCGCGUGUCUGCAGCGUUCGCGAGGCGUGGCGUCACUUCAUGGCUUUGGCCACGAUAACACCUUGGCCUUGAGAGAUAGCGUGAUGGCUACCUAUUGGCUGCAGCACUAUGUUUCAGAGCAGCAGUCUCACGGUUGGUCCCCACUGUUGGAUGACCUGAAUCCACCCCCGGCCAAGACUUGAACUUUCACAAUCCUUCCAGUUGUGAGUCGAGGGCCGAAUAUGCCUAUCCACGCACUUCUGUGCACUUUGCCAUCGUGUAAGGCGGAUUAAAAAAUGGAUGGUUGAAGAUAUGUGAGAAAUUCAAUUGACUGGUUUGGCGAUCUUGAGUAUUGUUAGAGGGCCUAUUUGUGAAUACUUCUAAACUAUAAACUUGUAUAGUUUCGAAGUUUUCAACCAGAGCCAGGUUGUGGUGUUUUUUUUUCACUAAAAGCGAAUUCGUGCUUUACCAGGAUUCCCAUCUCACAGCCAAUUAGGGUUUAUUUUGUGUUAAGAUGCUAAAAGUAAUUGGCUAAAAUCUAUUUACAAUCUGGUUGUUCAAAGCAUGCAUAGCUGGGCAGGCGGUGAUGCCUAUGUGUGUGAUUAUGCCUCACUCAUCGUGUAACUGAUUCAUUGACAUCGGUGCCUAUGUCUAGAGGCAGUAGUGAUGGUCAAUUAGAUAUGCUAUUCUUAGACGUUGGAUCAGCCAAACGUCAGUCUCUCGUUUCAGGGUGAACUGUCAUGUAUCAGUAAACUGAUGCUGCUUCACAGAAUUGAGCACUUGUAGGCAACUGAAGAUAAAAAUAACAAAAUAUAUAAAUUAGCAUUUUUUGUUGAUUUACAGUGGCGUAUAUAUAUAGAAAUUGCUGUGAUUUAGGAUGGCUGACUAGAGCAUGGGUUAUUUGCUUUGUUGUUUAAUAAAUUAGUUCUAUAGUGAAUAAAAUGGAUUGAGUGACAGUAGGAUUGAUAAUAAUUAUGACUUUUAACGAGCCACAGUAUUUACUGUUCACAAAAGAGAACAACGCAGAGGCGGAGGGAAUCGCGGACAAGCGUAAGGCAGCCACGUGGUGAGCUGAUAUCGACAGUUGCCCAAGCCCUGCAGUCCUCUGCAUUAAUAUGUUUUCGGCCAUUUCACGAGUGUUCGUAUGUGGGAGGGAAACUGGAGCAAUCUGGAAAAAUACCCACACAUGCUAGGGGGCAACACUAUACCAUACAGAAGGGAUGGAUAAUAUUAGUCCAAAUGUUGCCAUACCACCUGGCGAGCCAUCUCAACGCUCAUGAGAAGGACCUUUUUUAAAUAUUUGUGCGGUCCACCAACUUUCACACAGCGCUGGAUUACAGGCAUGCGCCAACCACUGCCCACCUUCAACGAGCUCAAUUGAGCAGACUAAAUGGAAGAUAUAUGGCUUUAAUAUUAUCAAGAAGGUAUACAGUAGUCUGACAUGAGUUGUAUAUGCAUGUGUAACACUGAUUACGGCCAUUAGCUGAAAUGUCAACGUUUUUUUUAUUUUGAAGUUGUGGUCAUUGAACAAUUCGAUUUAUAUAUUACAUACUGUGUAAGCAUGUGAUUUCAUCGAUCACUAAUUGCAAUUUCAAAUAUUGUUUCCAUUGUAAUGAUUAUUAGGGAGGAGUGAUUGCAUAGUGGUUAGCACGCUGUGAUAUUAACAAAAGGGCAAUAAAUGUAAUGGUCACUUUUAUGCUUUUUUAUGCCAAUGUGAUGGAAAUUCGCACCAGGCUACAGAUUUUACCUGUCAAGAGUCCUUCUGUACGGUAUUUGCCAGGCCCUUUCAGUGCCUAUUUUUAACAUCAAUCUCAUGUUACUAGUGCAAUAAAUGUCCCAGUUGUCUUGUG
This is a messenger RNA of Petromyzon marinus (sea lamprey), 4680 nucleotides long. It is a transcript of the gene EPHX4, whose product is annotated as epoxide hydrolase 4. The record is from RefSeq and is a predicted model, not a curated record. Lineage: Eukaryota; Metazoa; Chordata; Hyperoartia; Petromyzontiformes; Petromyzontidae. Gene Ontology annotation, molecular function: catalytic activity.